This is a messenger RNA of Babjeviella inositovora NRRL Y-12698, 1836 nucleotides long. RefSeq lists its product as uncharacterized. Lineage: Eukaryota; Fungi; Ascomycota; Pichiomycetes; Serinales. The record is from RefSeq and is a predicted model, not a curated record. The transcript has a single exon. The coding region runs from base 1 to 1836 and encodes 611 amino acids.
AUGCCCGACAAACCAACCUUGUGCGACAUUCUCCAGGAUGAUGCUGAAAUUUCCGAGGCGGACGAAACACACGACGUGAACGAAAGCGAAAGCGAACGGGAAGUAGAUGAAAACUUUUGUGUGGAGUGCACUGACAUGCCGUCGGAGGUGGUGUGUGUGCCGUGCGACGAAAACUACUGCAAGGUCUGCUGGGAAGUUAUCCACAGAUCCGGCAAGCGGAGAGCUCACAAGACGAAGAAGCUUAAACUGGUGCAAACCGUCGUGGAAACAGAGGAACAGGACCAGGUAGAGUCUCUGUCUGAAUCCUCCUCAGACGAGGAGGAAAUGCCUCCGACCAAAGACGAGCUUCUCCAGCAACAUUUGGGGAAGUUGCGAGAACACGCCAAGUACAUUCCGAUGCGCUUGACAAGCGAGGAGCGGAAGUUGUUACGCCUUCUUGAGGCCGCGUUGAACGUGUCUGAAUACACCGAUAGAAUCGACAUCUUGUCUUACAAGACCAAGGCCAAGCGCAUUAUCAGCGAGAUCAAGGAAGUGUGCUCCAUCUUGGCGGGCUUGGUCGUGGCGUCGGACUUCAAGGCGGGACAGACCUUGAUCGAAGACAAGGACUUCGCAGACAACGCGGAGUGGUACCAGACCAUCUUUGAGAUCGGCCGGCGCUACAAGAUUAUGAACCCCGAGAAGAUGCGCGACAGUUUCGGCAAGUUGUGCUUCAUCGUCAUGGACUCACGUGCACCUGAGGUGGCUGAGCACCUCGAAUUCCACCUCCAUAAGCCGAUAAAGACGGUCCACGGUUUCUUGACCUCCAAAACUGACGGGGAAAAGGCUCUCCAGAUGUUCGACGACCCACUCAUCUUGGAUGCAGUAUCCGAAGUGAACCCUGUCGGUUUAUCCCGCCACCAGAUCCAGCGGUUGAUCAAGCAGAAGGAAUCCGCGAUUGAGCGCAUCUCCACCAAAUACUGCUCCUCUAAGCGAACCAGAACGGGCUUUACGUCGUUCCUCAUCAGAACUACGGAGGAAACUAUUGACGAUGGCUUUACAAAAGAGGAAAUCCGCCAGGUCUUGUACUCUAUUGGUGACGUCAACGCUUACGUGCGUUCCAACCGAGCGCCGAUUGCGCGGAUGUUGGUACGGUUGGAGGAAAACUUUUCUUCUGUCACCGAUCCCGCAUUCUCUUUGAGCAUUCGGAACGGGGUUGACGGGGCCAGAUUGUCCCACAACCACGAGAAACAGUUCCACUUCUGCGCGCAGUCUCUUUCCUUGUGGUCGAUUCUCAUGCGUGACUUUAUCCAGUUGUGGUCCUUGGCGGACAAUGACUUGCUCAGCGAGAACCGCUACCGCUUGGCCGAUACUGGUCAAGGCUUGCAGCGCAUCAAGCCGGCGCCGAAGGUGUCCCGAGCGAUGCAUAAGGUGUUGAACGAGGUGCAAAGAAAAACUGUGGUGCCGUUUGUUGGAUCUUCUGCCGUCCACAUUGGCGACACCGCCGUGCCGUCUGCGUUGACGUACUUGGACAAGUAUUUGCAGGUUCCGCGGAUCUUGAAUCCUAUCGAUACGUGUUUGAACUUCUUAGACGUAAUCUACCCUAAGGACAAGUUUGUUGCGGCAUCCAUUGAUUCUCAAUACCAGUCGUUGGACAACUUGAAGAAGGUGAUCAUGACUGACUUUUUCCGCCAUGCGUUUGAUGGCUCAGGUGCUCAGGACUACUUCAAUGCCGGGUCGUGUAUCGACGGACGUUUGACGUCGUGUUGGAACUGGGCUAAUGAGAUUAGCAAGAAAAACUAUUAUAAGUUCUUCCUUCUCAGUGGGUUUAUUGGGUUUAAUGGGACGGACGGGUGGUAG